Molecule: messenger RNA, 676 nt
Organism: Amaranthus tricolor (Joseph's coat)
Lineage: Eukaryota; Viridiplantae; Streptophyta; Magnoliopsida; Caryophyllales; Amaranthaceae
Product: sm-like protein LSM36B
Exons: 4
Coding region: 202-477 (91 amino acids)
Biological process (GO): maturation of SSU-rRNA; mRNA splicing, via spliceosome
Cellular component (GO): U6 snRNP; nucleolus; P-body
Molecular function (GO): RNA binding
Source: RefSeq, a predicted model, not a curated record
CAGUCUACUAGUCUUCAUUUGAGAAUUUGUGGGCAAUUUUAGGGUUUAAAACUUUUUGUGGAUUACCCAGUUGAAAGUCUAGGGUUUUUGGCGGGUUGUACUUUUCUCUCCUUUCUUCACAAGAAUCUCCAAUUUUCUCUCCAAUUGGCUUCAACGAUUUCGCAGUUUACAAUCAGCUAAGCUUAAUUGUGAGAAUAAGAGAUGAGUACUGGAGGUGAAAAAGGAUCGUCUAACACCAAAACCCCUGCUGAUUUUCUUAAAUCCAUUCGAGGUCGCCCUGUUGUUGUUAAACUCAAUUCGGGUGUUGAUUAUCGUGGUAUUUUAGCUUGUCUGGAUGGAUACAUGAACAUCGCAAUGGAGCAAACGGAAGAGUACGUCAAUGGACAGCUGAAAAAUAAAUACGGCGAUGCAUUCAUUCGAGGAAACAAUGUGCUUUAUAUCAGUACAACAAAGAGGGCACUUUCUGAUGGCGCAUAACUCUUGGGUCCGUUUGUUGCUGCAUUUGAAUGUGUAAUUGGUAAUUAUCACAAGUCGUAGACUUAAAAACGUUAUAGAUUGAGCCAGAGUGUUUUAACUGAACCCGUUUCCUUCCUAUUUGAUAUUAUUGUACGUAUUACGUAACAAGCACAUUGGUAUAGAGUGCAGUUAGCAUCUUAGCCGUGAGCUGAUUCGAUUU